Penicillium canariense is the source of this 1869-nucleotide messenger RNA. Its product is annotated as ferric reductase family protein. Lineage: Eukaryota; Fungi; Ascomycota; Eurotiomycetes; Eurotiales; Aspergillaceae. Bases 1 to 1869 code for a protein of 622 amino acids. The record is from RefSeq and is a predicted model, not a curated record. Gene Ontology annotation, biological process: iron ion transport; intracellular iron ion homeostasis; copper ion import. Gene Ontology annotation, cellular component: plasma membrane. The transcript has a single exon. Gene Ontology annotation, molecular function: ferric-chelate reductase activity.
AUGGCUGCGCCCUACCCGCAACUUGCGGCACGAGGCUACGGACCCAAUGUGACAUACAUCUACGAAUACUCGAGAGGACUGGGUGGUGUUGACGUCCCGCGCGAUGUAAUCAUCACUCGCAUUAUCUACUCUUCAGUCAUCAUUCUCGCCUUCUGUGUGUUCUGCGGCCGAAUCGCGCAGAUCAGCCAUGCAUACCUCCGCCACAUUGCCUCCAAUACGGCAGACCGGAGGCACCAGACCUUCUGGAGCCGGGAGGCAUCGCCAUGGUGGUCCAACAUGAAGAAGCAUAUCCUAUAUGCUCCACUCGGGAGGAAAAGACAUAACCGAGAGGUCCAACUCUCCUCGGCCAUCAGCAUGGGCACGCUGCCCUCCCGUUUCCAGUCCAUCUUGAUCACAUUGUACUUUGCGAGUCAGGUGGUGUACUGUCUAUAUCUGGACUACGCAGUCAAUGAGAAAGCUGCGCUGCUCGCAGAGUUGCGCGGGCGCUCGGGGACGCUGGCAGUCUUAAAUAUGGUGCCAUUGUUCAUGCUGGCGGCGCGCAAUAACCCUUUGAUCUCGAUUCUGCGCAUCAGCUUUGACACCUACAACCUUCUCCACCGGUGGCUGGGACGCAUUAUCGUGCUUGAAUCUGUCGUACACACUGCAGCCUGGGCAGUUAAUGCAGUUGACGAGCAGGGCCUGACGGAGAUGCUCGCACAUUUGCGAGAAACGCCGUUCUUUAUCUGGGGACUGAUAGGUACGGUCUCUAUGGUCUUUCUUUGCCUGCACUCUCCCUCGCCCAUACGCCAUGCAUUCUACGAGACGUUCCUGCACCUGCACCAACUCGCCGCACUGCUCGCCUUCCUCGGUGUAUGGUUCCAUCUCCACCUGGACAGUUUACCACAGCGCAGCUGGGGCACCUCUAUCGCCGUAAUCUGGCUGGUUGAGCGCAGCAUCCGCCUUAUCCGACUCGCUCAUCUCAACCUAUCUAUCAAACACGGGUGCACCAACAUGACCGUUCAAGCCCUGCCAGGAGAAGCGUGCCGCGUAACCUUCCACCUGCCCAAAAGCGCUCGCAUUGAACCCGGCUGCCACGUCUUCGCCUACAUUCCCUGCGUCUCCUGGUGGAUGUCACAUCCGUUCUCCAUUGCCUGGGCCGAAGCCAGCACUCCAAACCCUUCGCCGCGCUACCACGACACCACAUCCACUGACUCGCUGCCCAGCCCGACCGCCAUAGAAAAGCAAUCCCACCCAUUAGACGACUACUUUGAGCCCACCCACCGCCCCACCGAAGUCUCCCUCAUCGUCAGCGCCCGCCAGGGCAUGACCCGCCGCCUAUACAAUCUCGCUCGCAGCAAGCCGGACCAAAUCCUCCGCGCACCAGGCUUUAUCGAGGGUCCCUACGGCUCGCACCCCGCCAACCCCUCCAGCUACGGCACAACCGUGCUCUUCUCCGCCGGCGCGGGGAUAACCCACCACCUCAUGUACACGCGGGAUCUCGUCGAGCGCGCGGCGACAUCCCGCGCGGCUACCCGCCGCGUCUACCUCAUCUGGUCGGUCCGGUCGACCGACCACCUCGCCUGGGUCAGCCAGUGGAUGGAUCAGAUCCUGCGGCUCCCGCAGCGGCGUGAGAUUCUGAUUGUCAAAGUGUUCGUCUCGAAGCCGCGGCGCGCUGCAGAUCUAGUAUCCCCGUCUGCGACGGUGCAGAUGCACGGUGGUCGGUGCCGGCCUGACGUUGUCCUUGAUGAACUGCUGCCGACGAGGGUUGGGGCCACGCUUGUUUCUGUUUGCGGGCCUGGUGCGUUUGCGGAUGAGGUGCGGGCUGCGGCGAGGGGGAGGAUUGGGAAGGGCGCCGUGGUGGAUUUUGUAGAGGAGGCUUUUACAUGGUAG